Molecule: messenger RNA, 1577 nt
Organism: Bicyclus anynana (squinting bush brown)
Lineage: Eukaryota; Metazoa; Arthropoda; Insecta; Lepidoptera; Nymphalidae
Gene: Sh3beta
Product: SH3 domain-binding glutamic acid-rich protein homolog
Exons: 4
Coding region: 115-891 (258 amino acids)
Cellular component (GO): cytoplasm
Source: RefSeq, a predicted model, not a curated record
GUCAAGUGUCAGUUUGACAUUUACCUAAUUACUAAUGGCCAAGCCUAUCUUUUUACGUUGAGAUUUUGUUCUAAUUUAUUUUAUUUUUGUAAAUCAGAAAAUAAUUUUACAGAAAUGGUUGUUAAAAUUUAUAUAAGUGGUAUCUCCGGGAACAAAGAGGUGAAAAAAAGACAACAGCGCGUUUUAAUGAUCUUAGAUUCAAAAACUAUCAAAUAUGAAAUAAUCGACAUAACGGAACCUGGCAGGGAAGACGAUAAAGACUUCAUGCAAAAUAAUUCAAAGUCGAACGGUGGUACCGUCAGUGACCCCAACCCACGUUCGCCACUCCCACCCCAGAUCUUCAAUGACGAAGAGUAUUGUGGGGAUUACGACCAGUUUGAUUUAGCAAACGAAGAAGAUACUUUGGAACAGUUUUUGAAAGUAGAAGCCCCUCCUCAAGAAGUUAUCACAGAUACAAAGAAUGUUGCUGUUAAUGGAGAGGUGAUAGCAAGUGAAAGCAAAGAAUCUACAAAUGAUAUAGAAGCCACUGAGGAUACAAAAGAGAAAUCAGUAGAAGCCAAUGAAAAUGCCAUUGAUAAUGAUACUGCUGAUAAAGUAGUAAAAGAGAGAGGAAGAGCGGAAAAGGAGAAUUCACCAGAAAAAGAGUCAUCACCAGUGAGACAGAAAUCUGAGGAAGGAGAACAACCAACAGACGACACUGAAAAGACUGCAGAGGAGUCUGAAAUUGAACCUAAACACCAGUCAAAAGAAAGCACUCCUGCCGAGGCUGAUGUCAAUGGAGCGGUCAGUUCCCGUGAGCAGUCGGAGGAAAAGCAAGUAGCAAAUGAGCCACAGAAGGAGAACCCAUCGGAAGCCUUUAUUCAGAGCGAGCAAACAGCCGCUUCUGAUUAGUACAGAGAGCAAUGUAUGCUGUCAGCUCAAACUUACUCUAGCACUAAGGACACACUUUUCAUCACCAUUGUGUUAUUUAUAAAGCAUCAUUCAUAUUUUUGGCAUAAAAUUAAGUCAUUGUAUAUAAGGCAAAUAAUUAUUUGUUGAGUUAUGACGUAACAUGUCAAUGUAGUGCAUAUUGCUAUGAAGUGGCCUACUCUUUUUAUUAAUUAAUUAUUAUUGGAGAAUAAUCAAAUUUUUUAUCUCUAAUGUUAUAGAGUCUAUUACCUUUAUUCUAUGUAAGGCAUGUAUUUGGUAUAACUCUGAAAGUAUUUUAAUAAUAUACACAUUUUAAAGUAUUGUAAGUUUAAAUCUGAUUUAAUGUUAUUUUGGCUCUUGUAAUGCUCAUUUGUUAAGGAACUCAAUGCAAUAACAUGACAUUAAUAUUAAGAUAUUAGUAGACCUUAUUUGGUCUAAGGUGCUGCAGAAUAUAAAUGAUUUGCAUAUUUUAUCAAUGAGCGUUAUCCAAAAUUAUUACUAAUAUUUUAAGUUUUUUAAUGAAUUCUAUUUAAAUAUACUUUCAUCAUAUACAUAUAUAUAUAUUAUAUUAUUUUAAAGACAAUUUUACUAAUGAUUUUUCAUGUCAAUUAUUUUAAUGCUACACAAUUAAUAGCUUUGAAAUAUUAUAUUAAACGAUGUACAUAUUA